AUGCUUAUUCAAACUGCUCUUAUGGCCCUCGCGGCCACGGCUGUUAGUGCCGUCAAGCCUCUUGAAGUCAAGGGCAACGACUUUUACGACCCCGACACGGGCAACAAGUUCCAGAUUGUUGGUGUUGGCUACCAACCCGGUGGCAGCGCCGGUUACAAGCCUGAUGACAACAAGGACCCCUUGACCGACGCUGAUGCUUGCAUGCGUGAUGCUGCGCUCAUGCAAAUUCUCGGCAUCAACACUGUCCGUGUCUAUAACAUUGACCCCUACCUUGACCAUGACAAGUGUGCCAGUAUCUUCAAUGCUGCUGGCAUGUACCUGAUCAUUGACGUCAACUCACCUCUGCCUGGUGAGGCCAUCACGUCGUUCAACCCUUGGGAGAGCUACUUUGGCGGCUACCUCAACCGCACGUUUGCCGUUAUGGAGGCGUUUGCCAACUACCCUAACACACUUCUCUUCUUCUCCGGAAACGAAAUUAUCAACGACAAGCCCUCCGCCAAGGUUACUCCUCCUUACAUCCGCGCCGUUACCCGUGAUCUCAAGAACUACGUCAAGAAAAACUUCAAGCGCCAGAUCCCCGUCGGCUACUCGGCCGCUGAUGUUCGCGACUACACAUACGACACUUGGAACUACUGCCAAUGCACCAUUGAUGGCGAAGAGGACAACAUGAGCCGCGGUGAUGUUUACGGCCUCAACUCUUACAGCUGGUGCGGUAUUGAUGCCACUUACACCUCGUCUUCCUACAACGAGCUUACCGACAACUUCAAGUCGAGCUCUGUGCCCGUUUUCUUCUCCGAGUACGGUUGCAACCAACCCCUCGGUGAGCCACGCUACUGGAACGAAUCUGUUGCUCUCUACGGUGACAAGAUGAAUGGCGUCUUCUCCGGUGGUCUCGUCUACGAAUACUCCGAGGAAGACAAGAACUACGGCCUUGUCAACCUCACCAGUGACGGUGCCAAGCUACUGGGAGACUACAACCGCCUCAAGAAUAAGCUGACCAAGGUUGACUGGAAGAGCGUCAUGGCCCAGAAGGCUCCCCAGAAGGAUAUUGAGCCUCCCAAGUGCGAUGAGAAGCUCAUCACCCACGAUGGCUUCCUUGCUAACUGGACCCUGCCUGCCCCCCCCGACAACACCAAGGACAUGAUUGAGAACGGCGUUACCCCCAAGCGCAAUGGCAAGCUUGUCGACAUUAGUGACUUCAAGGUUUCUCUCAAGGUUUCCGAUGAGCGGGGUAACGAGAUGAAGGACCUCAAGGUUGUCGCCUUCUCGAACGAUGAAGUCAACUACCCCGGCAAGGUUAGCACCGACACUGGCAAGGAAACGAAUUCCUCCAGCAACUCCACCACUGGCGGUGAUAACAGCACCGAGGGCGAUAGCAAGGGCGAUGGUAAGGGUGAUGGCAAGGAUGACAAGGGUAACGGAGCUGCCUCUGCCGCUCCUAUGAUCCUCGCCGCUGCUCUUCCUGCCCUCGCCAUGGUCUUUGCUUAG
Molecule: messenger RNA, 1488 nt
Organism: Akanthomyces muscarius
Lineage: Eukaryota; Fungi; Ascomycota; Sordariomycetes; Hypocreales; Cordycipitaceae
Exons: 3
Coding region: 1-1488 (495 amino acids)
Biological process (GO): fungal-type cell wall (1->3)-beta-D-glucan biosynthetic process
Cellular component (GO): cytoplasm; fungal-type cell wall
Molecular function (GO): 1,3-beta-glucanosyltransferase activity
Source: RefSeq, a predicted model, not a curated record